Molecule: messenger RNA, 3320 nt
Organism: Nanorana parkeri
Lineage: Eukaryota; Metazoa; Chordata; Amphibia; Anura; Dicroglossidae
Gene: LENG8
Product: leukocyte receptor cluster member 8
Exons: 16
Coding region: 86-2482 (798 amino acids)
Cellular component (GO): nucleus
Source: RefSeq, a predicted model, not a curated record
GACAGUCCGGAGGAGGCCUCCAUUUCCUGUUUGCUCUGACUGAGCCUUUAGGACUCAUUAAGGAGGUCUGAUCUUAAAUCUAGUAAUGGCUACUAAUCUUGGAGAACAGCUGAAUCCUGAAUGGGUUCAGCAGUAUGGUGCCAGCAGAGAUGGUGCUUUGGAAACACCAAUGCAUGAGAAUCCUGAGUGGGAGAAAGCAAGGCAGGCUUUAGCGAGCAUUAGCAAAGCCAGUGCCACCUCUGCAGCUAAUAAAGGAUCAAGUGACGGGCAAGCAAAUGCUCAGUAUUCUGCACCACAAGGGGAUGUAGCGAUGCAGCAACAGUAUUAUCAGUGGUACUCCCAGUAUAACUACCAGUAUGCUUACAACUACUAUUAUCCAAUGAAUAUGUAUGGUGGAUAUACUCCUCCUGGUCAGUAUGGUAUGUCAGGCACUUAUCAGUCACAAGCAUCUCAACAAACCCAAGCAGGUGGGCAACACCAGGGAAACCUAACACAGCCUGCAGUACCUGGCCUGGAAGACAGCAUGUCUUAUUCUACUGUCCAGCCGCAAGUUUCUACGCCUAGUAACCAGCCAGCUUCCCAUCAAACUGUAAGUCAUAGCUUGUCGCAAUCUGGUCCUCAAGGAGCAUCUUCAGGCAGCCAACUGUCACAGCAGCAUUCAACCACGAAUUCCAACAGUUAUUCCCAGCAGCAUAAUUAUAAUGAAACACCAAAGCCAAAGAAAGGACAACAGUUGUGGAACCGCAUGAAACAAGCUCCUGGGGCUGGUGGUCUUAAAUUUAACAUUCAGAAGCGCCCUCUAGUAAUGACCCAUCAGAACUUUACAUCUGCUGAACAACAUACUAACAACAAUAGCAUGCAGCAGCCGACACGUAUGCAUCACCAUAUGUUACAGCAGCAAACAGAGAAAAGCCAUGAUCACAGUAACUCUUCUGCAAAACCAGAGGACUGGCCACCAGCAAUGAAAGAAUAUGUUCAGCGUUGCUUUACUGCAUGUGAAACAGAGGAGGACAAGGAUCGGACUGAAAAACUUCUUAAAGAAGUUCUACAAGCCAGACUGCAAGAUGGUUCAGCAUAUACUAUAGACUGGAGCAGAGAACCUCUACCGGGGAAGGAUAGUAUAAAGGAAAGUCCAAAGAAGAAGUGCUGGGAGCCAACUACUUUGCAUUCUUCCCGCGGCAGCACCAUCACCGUGACCCAGUCUUCACGGGGUGGCGGAAACAGUGGCACCAGUGUACUAAGAGGACGUAUUAGCAGCUUUCCUACACGGUUUGGAAACCGUAAUGUCUUCAUGAAAGAAUCCAGUUCCUCUUCAAGCACAGGCUCUAGGUCCAGAUCAAGGUCUUCCUCUCGGUCUCCUCACAGACGACACUGCCGAAGUGAUUCUCAUUCAGACUCUGACAGCAGCUCAUUAUCUGGAGGAGAAAGCCGAACAGGUGGUCGUAGAAGUAUACAGAAAGGACGUGGUCGGGGAGGUCAUGCAGAACGUGGUCGGGGAAGGAAUCAGAGGGGCAAAAGAAGUGAACAAAAUUUCAACAAACGAAAUCGCAAGAAGAAUGUUCAGAUGGAUUUUGAGGAUCCAGAGAGAGAUUCCAAGAAGGAAAAGCGAGCAGCACGUUUCCAGCAUGGCCACAGUCCAAAGAAACUGCGUCUUGAGCCUCUUGUGCUGCAGAUCAAUAACUUGGAUCCUAAUGACUCUGACAACUUGGACUGGAAUGAGCUAAAAAUAGUGGGAACUUCCCAAGAUAUCACCAAGCCUUACCUGCGCUUAACAUGUGCACCAGACCCGUCAACUGUGAGACCAGUGCCAGUUUUAAGAAAAUCGUUAACAAUGAUGAAGGGACACUUUCAAGAGAAGCAAGAUUAUGCAUUUGCUUGUGAGCAACUGAAAUCAAUCCGCCAAGAUUUAACGGUUCAAGGCAUUCGCACAGAGUUCACUGUAGAAGUCUAUGAGACUCAUGCACGAAUAGCACUGGAAAAGGGAGACCAUGAGGAAUUUAACCAGUGUCAAGCACAGCUAAAGUCUCUGUAUGCUGAGAAUCUUGCUGGGAACAUUGGAGAGUUUACAGCCUAUCGUAUAUUGUAUUAUAUUUUCACUAAAAACUCUGGAGAUAUAACUACAGAGAUGGCGUACCUGACCAGAGAGAUGAAAGAGGAUGCUUGUGUUGGCCAUGCUUUGGCUCUUAGGAGUGCUUGGGCGUUAUCAAACUAUCACCGGUUUUUCAAGCUUUAUAGAGACGCACCACGAAUGUCUGGGUAUCUGAUCGACAAGUUUGCAGAAAGGGAGAGGAAGGCAGCCAUUAAGGCCAUGAUUAAAACUUUUCGUCCGGUGCUCCCAGUUUCCUACAUUCAGUCAGAGUUGGCCUUCGAGAGUGAGGAGGAGUGCCAUAGUUUCCUGGCUUCUCUGUCCCUUGUGUAUGCAGGGAACGACACCAGCAAGAUUGAUUGCAAGCAAAGCUUAACGGUCUUGCCAAACUUCUGACCGUUUUAAUUAUUUGAAUUUCCACUUAAAUGUGUUUUAUAACACAUAGUAAAGUUCACACUAUGUGUGUAUGUGAAACAUUAUGCUUGUAUUGGAUCUACUUAUGAUCAGAGAAUCCAUGACCUUGACUGUGUUUUCCACUCUGAACCUGGGCUUCUCCAAUUUACGUGAAAGCCAUUUCAGACCGUGGUAAUUUUCUCUGUUUAAAGUGCUGUACUUUGGCACUCUCAACGUAGAAUUACCAUUGAUGUGAUUGACUUCAGCCAUAUAAGCCAGAUCUACCAGAAGAUAAGUGUUAAAUGCUUUGUUUUUACAAUGCUAUCUGAACAUACUGUAGUUGCUGGAUGGAAGAUGGAUACCAGUUAAUAUGGCAAGGCAGUUAUUAAAGAAUCUAUACCUGUAGAAGACCUUCUGAUCUAAUAGACAGCCCACUUGUGGAUUACAAGGUGAACAGAAUGGUUCAACUUUGUUAGGAAGACAUUUGGUCUUGACAUGGUUGAGAGAUUUAAACUGGAACUCUAGCUUUUUUACACUUUAGAUUAAAUUUGUGUUCUGUACAUAAAAUACGCUAUUUAGCUCUUUAUAAAGCUGUAUGUACAUUUUGUAUUUAAGGGUUUCUUUUGAAGUAAAACAAAGUUUUUUUCUUUUUGUAUUUUGAAUGUUUAUAAUAUAUUUAAUGUUGUAAACAGACACUAACUAUGUUUCAGUUUUGUUUUUUUCUCUCUUUACCUCACUUGCACAAAGCCUUUGUCCACAUGCUGCACUAAAACAACUAUUGUGGCUCUGGGGAGAAGGCCUGAAUGAUAAAGGAAAAAUCCAACUCCUAGAAUGGGAGAAA